AUGGCAAUCCGCACUAUAGGCGUUGUUGGCACCGGGGUGAUCGGGGCGUCAUGGACGGGUCUGUUCCUCGCUCACGGCCUGCGAGUUCUCGUUUCCGACCCAGCACCAAAGGCAGAGAAGAAACUCGCAGAGCAUCUCCAGGCCAUCUGGCCCACCCUCAAGACCCUUGGACUUUCCUCAAACGCAUCCCUGUCCAAUUACCAGUUCGUUGGUACCAAUCUGGGCAAGUAUUAUGCAGAUGUUGACUUCAUUCAAGAGAACGCGCCGGAGAGGGUCGAUCUGAAGACCAAGCUGCUUGGCGAGAUUGAUGCCGCGACCCGUCCAGACGUUGUCAUUGCAUCUUCGUCUUCAGGCAUACCGAGCUCAAACUUUAUCCAAAAAUGCUACAAGAACCCCGGCCGGGUGCUCAUCGGGCAUCCGUUCAACCCUCCACAUCUCAUGCCACUUGUUGAAGUGGUGCCCCAUCCCACCACCGAUAAGGCAACCACUGACACGGCCGUCGCCUUCUACCGGUCCCUCGGACGACGGCCAGUUGUCAUUCGAAAAGAGAUACCCGGAUUCGCCGCCAACCGCUUACAGGCUGUGCUCUGCAAUGAAGCUUAUAGCCUCGUGAGCCGGGGAGUCAUGUCUGCUCAAGAUCUCGAUACCUGCAUGACUAGCAGCCUGGGCCCUCGCUGGGCUGUGACCGGUCCGUUUAUGUCCAAUGCUAUGGGUGGGGGCGGCGGCAGUGACGGCUUUGCACACGUCUUGCAACAUUUGGGCCCUGCAGUCCAAAAGUGGCUUGACGACAUCCAGAACAACCGCUUCAUUUGGAGUAAAGAGAAUCUUGGUGCCCUCAGCGCCAGCGUGGCAGAGGAGCUGCACGGGCGUGAUGCGAAUGAGCUCGAACAGGAGCGAGACGAGCUUCUCGUGAAGCUGCUGCGCCUCAAGCGAGAAAAGGAAGAGCAAAACCGCGAGAUGGAUUCUUCCUAA
Messenger RNA from Purpureocillium lilacinum, 972 nucleotides. Lineage: Eukaryota; Fungi; Ascomycota; Sordariomycetes; Hypocreales; Ophiocordycipitaceae. The record is from RefSeq and is a predicted model, not a curated record.